AUGUUAGCCCAGCUCUCACUUGCGUCGCUGGUGCCGGCAAUAUCGCUGGCUGCGACCAUUCAUCCCCGUGGCAACAGUGGUCUUCACGCUCGACAAAAUUCAAGUGAGCCAUGUGCUGUUGUCAGCCAUGAGUGGGCCGCUCAGAAGGCAGCCAAUGUUUCCGGAGUACCAGUAGUAGACGGCCAACUGGCAUACGACUGCCUAAACUCAGUUCCGCUGCACGCGGAUGAUGCUGUUCGACUGGUUCAGUCUAUCCAGCCAUACUUGGAAUGGCAGUCAACUAUAUCGUACCUGAAGGAUCCACCGGCGUCUUUUCAGUUUCCUGCAUAUGACAUUCCGGCCGCCUUCGAGGAGAUCAUCAGCAACGUCAAGAGCGGCUUGUAUGCCAAUGAGUAUGAGUUCCAGGCAGACCUCUACGCAGCUUUCAACCUGGCCAAGGAUGGCCACUUCAGAUUCAUUCCGGAUCUCAUUGGUGCAGCCAUUCAAUUCCGAAGGCAGGACAUUGCUCUGGCCUCGGUGAGCCUCGACGGGGUUGCUGUUCCUCAAAUCUAUACGGUUUCCGAUCUACGGGCUUAUAACAAUGGCACUUUCACGAACCCGUCUCCAGUGACCCAGAUAAACGGCGAGGAUGCGGUCCAAGUUUUAGAGGACCUGUCUCUUCUAGGUGCCCUGCAGGAUCGCGACGCUCUAUACAACACGCUGUUCUACUCGCCCGCUUUCUACGCCUCCAACAAGGGCGACUGGCAGGGUUACUUUGGUGGCACAGGCCGCUAUGGCAACAUUUACCCAAAUGCAUCGACUUCUUUGACUUUUGAGAACGGCACCACAAUCGACAUCCCCACUGUUGCGCGGGUCGUGGGCGACUUCUCCAACAUCACGGACGGAGAGUCUUUCUACGCAAAGUACUGCUCGGGCACGGUCCCAGUCACAAGUGUGGCCACGCCUACUCCUGUCCCCACGCCCGCGCCUGGUGGUAAUCUGACAGGCACAGCACCACUGGGAUAUCCGACUCCGGUUGUCAUAGCCUCGGAUGGGUCUGCAGGCGGCUACUUCCUCCCAGACAGCGACGUCGCAGUCCUCGCGCUGCUUACCUAUUCGCCAGCUAUCCCGGCCGAGUUCCAGCUCGCUGUGCAGACCCUCAUCGAGGACGCCAAAGCGGCCGGCAAGACAAAGCUGAUAGUAGACGUGUCGGCCAACGGUGGAGGUUACAUUUUCCAAGGCCAUGACACCUUCAGGCAACUAUUCCCCCAGAUCCAGCAAGAUGGCUUCAACCGCUUCCGCUCCAACGAGCUCUUGCAGAUCGCCGGCAAGCAGUUCUCGGCAGCUAUUCCGCCUGGUUUCAACCCCGAGACGAGUGACAACGACACCCUGAUCAGUAUCUGGGAGUCAUAUCAGAACUUCCGCUUCGAUCUGAACUUGACGAACCAGUCAUUUAUGUCAGUUGAAGACAAGUUCUCCCCAGAGACGAUCAACGGCGACGAAUUCACCCCCAUCCACCGGUGGAACUUCGACGACCCCCUGUUGACCAUCAACGAGACCUAUGGCAUCGGCUUUGACGUGACAGGUUACCGCUCCCGAGCGAACAACUUCACACAGCCCUUCGCAGCCGAGGACAUCAUCCUCCUUUAUGAUGGCUACUGCGCCUCAACAUGCACGCUGUUCUCAGAAUUCCUUCGAGUGCAGGCCAAUGUGCGAUCCGCCACGUUCGGUGGCCGCCCCGGGCUGGAUGACUCGGGAGAAAUCCCCAUCAUCCAGAACUACGGUGGCGUCAAGGGGAGCAACAACGUCGGCUACAGCUACUUCAACCAGCUCGCGGACCUCUCCCUGGCCAUCCAGGGCAACCCGGUGAACACGACAUCCGCGCCGGUGGGGCCAUUGUCCGCUGAAGAGGUCUCGCUGCUGGAGCUCAACCUGGACACAUACGCGGCCAACCGCAGCACGGGGACAAGCAUCAACGUCCGUGACAAUAUCCUCAGGGACAACCUGGACGAUGGUGUGCCCGCGCAAUUUAUCUAUGAGCCGACCGACUGUAGGCUCUUCUACACGCCCAAGAGCAUAAUCGACCCCGAGGAGCAAUGGCGGCAGGUGGCGGAAGCAGCCUGGGGAGGAGGAGACUGUGUCGCCGGCUCGCUGGGAACUGGCGAGGACAAGCUGAAGAGGACCGCGGUGCGCAGUGGCGAGCAGUGGAAGAGAACUGUAGAGCCCAAGGUAAUCAGCUUGCCGGACAAGAAGCCCGUGAGAACGCUUUGGUGGGAAGCGCAGUUCGACACAAGUGUUCCUUACUAA
Molecule: messenger RNA, 2286 nt
Organism: Diaporthe citri
Lineage: Eukaryota; Fungi; Ascomycota; Sordariomycetes; Diaporthales; Diaporthaceae
Exons: 4
Coding region: 1-2286 (761 amino acids)
Source: RefSeq, a predicted model, not a curated record